Melanaphis sacchari is the source of this 1644-nucleotide messenger RNA. Its product is annotated as sestrin homolog. Gene Ontology annotation, cellular component: nucleus. NCBI's taxonomy places the organism in Eukaryota, Metazoa, Arthropoda, Insecta, Hemiptera, Aphididae. Gene Ontology annotation, molecular function: oxidoreductase activity, acting on peroxide as acceptor; L-leucine binding. The annotation marks the transcript as partial. Gene Ontology annotation, biological process: regulation of response to reactive oxygen species; negative regulation of TORC1 signaling; cellular response to L-leucine. The record is from RefSeq and is a predicted model, not a curated record. The transcript has 7 exons.
CGACGACCGCUCGCGUUCUCCCCGUUUUUCCACCGUGUCGGUUGUUCUCUCGUCGCGAAAACGGAGGUCCCAAACAACAACGAUGUUGACGCCAACGGCGAGACGGCCAACGGAACGACAUCGCUCACAGACGACGGUGCCGCGCUGCCCCAGGAUGCGACUGAAACGCUUCGAGACGCGUUGGCGGAAGCGGCAGAGAUUGUAGUGGAUCAUGUAAUAUCAAACGCUAAUAAGGUUUAUGGAUUGGAUCAUGUGACAAAUAUUAUGAAAUUUCAUAGCACAUACCUUGAGGCUUUUCUAAGUUUGCAAGAGUUUAUAAUUUAUAGAGAAGGACCAUUGCCUAUUCAAUAUCGGCACUACAUUGCAAUCAUGGCAGCUGGUCGGCACAAGUGUACGUAUUUAAUAAAUUUUCAUAAAAAACAAUUUUUGGAACAUAAUGGCGAUCCUAGUUGGUUGUUUGGUCUCUCACAUGUGCCACGUAAACUUCGUAAUUUAUAUGAAAUCAACAAGAUUUUAGCUCAUCGACCUUGGCUAGUAACAAAAGAAGAUAUCCAAAAAGUCGUCAAAGGUCCAAACUCAUGGUCAUUGUCAGAUUUAGGACAUGCUAUUAUAUUACUUGUUCAUUUUCAUAGUUUGUGUAGCUUUGUAUUUGCUUGUAACUUAAAUGAUGAGAUACCACGAGCUGUAAAAGUAUCUGGUGUUUACUUUAGACGUAGAAGCAAACCAUGCUUAAGAGGUUAUGCUGAUGAAAGCGUUAUAUCUGACGACGAAGGUCUUGAACCGAUAGUGGAACGAAUGAAAAAGCUAAGUGAACCAGCCACAGAACAAGAACGUAUACAGAGAUAUGAACUUGUUCAGAGUCAAUUAUGUGACAGUGAUACUUCUGCUGAUAAUGGUUUAAAUCCAGAUAUUAAACCAUUUGUUGAAGAUUCUGGAUAUUCUUAUUUAGAUUGCUCACGUCGACAAUUUGCUCAACAAUCUUCAUUUAUUUUGCAGGAAUUUUCUUGGAAUCAUCAUGGUUAUUCAUUAAUUAACCGUUUAUUUAAUGACAUUGGAUUAAUAUUGGAUAAAAAGUUCCAAACUGCUUACAACAUGACAUAUUAUACAAUGGGUGGUCGCCCUGAUAUUGAUACUUCAAGGUUCCGUGAAGCAAUUUGGAAUUAUAUUUAUUGUAUUUACGGAAUGAGAAAUGAUGAUUAUGAUUAUGAAGAUGUUACACAGUUGCUUCGAUCUCAAUUGAGAGUGUUUAUCAAGACUGCUGUUUGUUACCCAGAACGUUUGAACAAAAUAACUACUGAUAAUACACUUAAACAUUUUGAAUUAAGCGAAAAGAUUCAUAUAAAUUUAAUGAUUAUGGAAGCACGAAUGCAGUCUGAACUUUUAUUUGUAUUGCGGGCUGUCAUGAAUUACAUGUUAUGAUAUACAGUAACCACUUACAUAUAUAUUUUUUAAAACAUGUUAUACUUUUUUUUUUGUUAUAAUUUAUCAACAUGUAUACAAUUUUGGUUAUACGAUUUUUACUUGAAGGGAAAUCAUGAUUUGUUCUCAUAUUUUACUUUGCUUAACUUUUGUAUUAGCUUAAUUUAAUCUAUUUAUUUCAAUUCACAACAUUUGCCGACAUUCUUUAUAUUAUCAUUGUUUUUA